Molecule: messenger RNA, 1014 nt
Organism: Gorilla gorilla gorilla (western lowland gorilla)
Lineage: Eukaryota; Metazoa; Chordata; Mammalia; Primates; Hominidae
Exons: 1
Coding region: 1-1014 (337 amino acids)
Source: RefSeq, a predicted model, not a curated record
AUGGGUAAUUGGGUGACCCCAAGGCUACCACACUCCUCUGUGCCUAAUAGAGUGACACCAAGACCAGCACAGCCAUCUGUGGUGACUAGGAGGUCCCCAAGCCGAGGACACCCAUCAAGGACCUUUACAGUGGCCUCAGACCAAGGUCACCUAUCAAUGGCUAACUGGGGGUCCCAAAACCUAGCCCAGCCAUCUAUGGACAGUGGGGAGCCCUCAAGCCUAGCCCAGCCAUCUCAAGCCCCUGGGGUAACCUCAAACCUGGCCCAGCCAUCUCAAGCCUUUGGGGUGUCUCCAAGUCCAGACUACCCAUCUCAGUCUGUUGGGGAGUACUCAAUGCUGGCUCAGCCAUUUCAGCCCACUGAGGCGUCCCCAAGUCCAACCUACCCAUCUCAGGCCAUUAGGGAGUACCCAACCCUGGCCCAGCCAUUUCAGCCCACUGAGGUAUCUCCACGCCCAGCCCACCCGUAUCAGCUCACUGAGGUGUCCCCAAGUGCAGCCUACUCAUAUCAGCCCAGUGAGGUGUCCCCAAACCCAGGCUACCUAUCUAUGGCCAUUGAGAUGUCCCCAAGCCCAGGAUACCCAUCUGUGGCCACUGAGGUGUCCCCAAGCCCAACCUACCCAUAUCAGCCCACUGAGAUAUCCCCAAGCUCAGGCUACCUAUCUGUGGCCACUGAAGUGUCCCCAAGCCCAGGCUACCCAUCUCAGCCCACUGAGGUGUCCCCAAGCUCAGGCUACCUAUCUGUGGCCACUGAAGUGUCCCCAAGCCCAGACUACUCAUCUCAGCCCACUGAGGUGUCCCCAAGCUCAGGCUACCUAUCUAUGGCCACUGAGGUGUCCCCAAGCCCCGGCUACCCAUUUCAGCCCACUGAGGUGUCCCCAAGCCCAGACUAUCCAUGCGUGGCCACUGGGGAGUCCCCUAGCCUUGCCCAGCCAUCUCAGCCCACUGAGGUGUCCCCAAGCUCAGCCUACCCAUCUGUGGUCACUGGGGAGUCUCCAAGCCUGGCCCAGUCAUAG